AUGGCGCAAGAACCUCAAGAAAUAAAAAUGGAGGGAGAUCAUCAAUCUCUCACCUCUCACUUCUUGCCAACCGAAACGACAAUCCCACCACCCCCUGUCCAACAUUUUGACAUGCAAGAUCAAACGAUGACUUCUAUGAUGACUCCCACCUCUUCUCUGAUUCAUACAAUCGAUGCACCACAAACCAUUCUUCCCGAGUGUCCUGAGAUCGAAGACCCACAAAGUCAAAUCGUUCCAAUGGGACAAGUCGGCGCAAAGGCAAAAAAGUGUGUCAAAAAGGAAUUAGUCAAGGACAAAGAUGGUAAUAUGUUCUAUUGCUACACUUAUUUGGUCAAAAACAAGAGCGGCGAAGAACACGAACAACACGUCUAUGUCAAGAGAACUUCUAAGUCAAAAAAAGUCAAAACCGCCGGGGAGAGAGUCGUCGGGGGUCGGGUCGUUGUCGACGAGAAAGAACGAAAGGUUACAAAACAACAUCAACUCCUCGCUGAGUUCGUCGACGCACACAUCUCUCAAAUACAGACUUAUAACAAGUUCAUCGUCUCAAGAGUCCUCCAAGACGUCAAGCGGGAACAACCUGACUCAAAAGUCUCUUACGGCCUUGUAAAGAAAGUCCUCGAACAAAAGGGUCUUCUCCAGACAAAAAAAUCAUUUUAUAAACUUUAG
This is a messenger RNA of Entamoeba invadens IP1, 666 nucleotides long. RefSeq lists its product as hypothetical. NCBI's taxonomy places the organism in Eukaryota, Evosea, Mastigamoebida, Endamoebidae. The record is from RefSeq and is a predicted model, not a curated record. The coding region runs from base 1 to 666 and encodes 221 amino acids. The transcript has a single exon.